Messenger RNA from Cercocebus atys (sooty mangabey), 4683 nucleotides. RefSeq names its product family with sequence similarity 189, member A1 (gene ENTREP2). Bases 1 to 1620 code for a protein of 539 amino acids. NCBI's taxonomy places the organism in Eukaryota, Metazoa, Chordata, Mammalia, Primates, Cercopithecidae. Gene Ontology annotation, cellular component: membrane. The transcript has 11 exons. The record is from RefSeq and is a predicted model, not a curated record.
AUGCCUCCGGCCGGCAGCUCCCGAGCGCCGCGUCCCGCCGCGCUGCCCCGCAGCCUGUCCCGCCUGCCCGAGUGCCCGGGCCGCUCCCGCAUCGUGCUGGCGCUCGGGGCCACGCAGAUGGCGCUCGGAUGCCUCAUCGUGGCAGUCAGCUUCGCCGCGCUGGCGCUCACCACCUCGGCCCGCGUCCGCCACUCCUGCCCCUUCUGGGCAGGCUUCUCGGUGCUGCUGUCCGGACUCAUAGGUGUCGUCUCCUGGAAGAGGCCUCUCUCCCUCGUGAUAACCUUUUUCAUGCUGCUUUCUGCAGUGUGUGUAAUGCUGAAUUUGGCUGGUUCAAUUCUGUCUUGUCAGAAUGCUCAGCUAGUCAACUCCCUAGAAGGCUGCCAGCUGAUUAAGUUUGACAGUGUGGAGGUGUGUGUCUGCUGUGAGCUGCAGCACCAGUCGUCCGGCUGCAGCAACCUCGGGGAGACGCUGAAGCUGAACCCGCUGCAGGAGAACUGCAACGCUGUGAGGCUGACCUUGAAGGAUCUCCUCUUCAGCGUGUGCGCCCUCAACGUCCUGUCCACCAUCGUGUGUGCGCUGGCCACAGCUAUGUGCUGUAUGCAGAUGGUCUCCUCUGACGUCCUGCAGAUGUUCCUUCCGCAGAGGUCACAUCCGGCCAACCCUGCCUGCGUGACUCCUCAUGGCACCGUUCUCCACCAGACCCUGGAUUUUGAUGAGUUCAUCCCCCCACUCCCGCCUCCACCCUAUUACCCACCAGAGUACACCUGCACACCCUCCGCCGAGGCCCAGAGGGGCCUCCACCUGGACUUUGCUCCGUCUCCAUUCAGCACUUUGUAUGACGAGGCCAUCAACAGCCCUGGCCUGCUGUAUCCCGCUGAGCUCCCCCCUCCCUAUGAGGCGGUGGUGGGCCAGCCUCCUCCCAGCCAGGUUACAAGUAUAGAUCAACAGGUGGCCGAGUCCAGCUCCGGGGACCCAAACACCAGCGCUGGCUUCAGCACUCCAGUACCAGCCGACAGCACGAGCCUCCUGGUGUCUGAGGGCACCGCUACGCCAGGUUCCAGCCCAUCCCCCGAUGGCCCUGUGGACGCCUCAGCACCCUCCGAAUCUGCCCUUCACCCUGGCUGCGUGUCUCCAGAGGAUCCUGGCAUGGGCUCACAGGUGCAGCCAGGUCCCGGGCGUGUAUCCCGCUCUACCAGUGACCCCACCUCGUGUACAUCUGGCAUGGCAGGUGAUGCCUCUUCACACAAGCCGUCGUGUAGCCAGGACCUGGACGCGGGGCUGUCUGAGGCUGUGCCUGGGAGCGCUUCCAUGUCUCGCUCUGCCACGGCUGCCUGUCGGGCCCAGCUUUCACCAGCGGGGGACCCAGAUACCUGGAAAAUUGACAGACGGCCAACACCGGAGCCUUUCCCGGCAGCCUCCAAACAGCGGCCGCGCUCUUCAGUGGACAGCAAGGCCUAUGCGGACGCCAGGGUUUUGGUGGCUAAGUUUUUGGAACACUCACACUGUGCCCUCCCCACCGAGGCACAGCACAUGGUGGGUGCCGUGCGCUUGGCCGUCGCCAACGAGGAGCGCCCCGAGGAGGAGGCCGUCUUCGGCGCUGGCGUUCUGGACCAGGUAUGAAGGAGCCACGAGUCUGACCGUGGACACCAACGGGCCUGGCGCCACCGAUGGUCUUGCCAGAAGCCGUCAUGCCUGACAGAGGCCUUCAGGCCCAGCUGGGCUGAGGACAAAUGUGGGGGACACCCAGGAUGAUCUGGGGGCGGCGUGGGCAGGGAACUGUCGCUCCGUCUCUCGAGGGGAGCCGAGCGGUCGCCUCCCUGUGGACUGCGUUUCCUGCCUAGCCCAGUAACUGGGAAGGAUGACUCUCGUGUCCGCGGUGAACUCUGGUUUUAUCUGGCGUGCAGCGCCUUGAACUGAGCAGCGUUGCAUAAACGUGAAUACAGCAACAGGCGACACUUAGGUCACCUAAAGACUCGAAGUAUCUCCAAAAUCAGGGCCAUCCAAAGCAGGAGUUCCCCAUCCCUCAUUUAACUUAGUGUUCAGGGGACAGAGGGUGACAUCGAGUCAUGAGACAUUUUCUCAUGUGGCUCGAUGGCUCUAUCAUUAAACGUUCAUCACGCUCUGGCCUAUUUCCUAUGAAAGGAAAUAGGUAGCGUUAGCACAGAUGGCAGCCUGCGCCCAACUUUCUGUCCACAGGGCUACUGUGCAAACAAAUGUACAGUGAGGGCCUCUGCUGUGGCCUGGCCACCCCAGGGGACAGGCCGGUGUUGCAGAGAGUUGGAGGAACCCACCGUCUUCUGGGCCUCGAGCUCGGCCUCCCUCCGUGGGGUGCCUCCCCCACCUCCUCUCAGGCCCCCUUUCUCCAGGCUCCCGUCCUGUCCCUGGCGCAGACCUGAUUCAGUUGUUUGAUCCAUAACAAUAAGCGCCGAUUCCCAGCUCCUCUGGGGGUCUCCCUGUGUCUGAGCUCACCUGAUUGAGCUCAGUGGGUCCAGUUCUGAGGGAGAGAGGCCGGUUUCUCUGGGAAGUGGCCCCUUCCGAUAAAGCAGAUCCCUGUGACCCAGAGCUGACCUUCCCCCCGGGCAGGCGGCAGCAGACAGACAGACACGCCCACGCAGGAGGAUCAUAAACCACCUACAAACCCACGCGAAACGGAAGAGACACCCGCCAUGUUGCUUGUGCAGAAGCAGGCAUGCCCAGCUUGGGGGCAGCUUGGGGACCUUGCACUUUCUUGGCCCCUAUCCCCUUGUUUUCUGGUGGCAUCAGUGGCAGCUGCUCCCAGCGAUGGCCCUGGAGCAGCGCCAUCCACGAGAACUUUCUGCAGUGAUGGAAAUGCCUGUUCAGGGCCACUAGCAGCAACAGCCUCUGAGCUGCGUUGGGUGGGCCCUGCAGUGAACAAAGCAGCCUAGAGCCUGAGUUCUUCCCAGACAGCCCGUGAGCCUGGCAUGGGGGCACAGGGGCCAGAGGGUGCCUUCCACUCCUGGGUGCCAGGGCAGGGGGCUCAUGCUCUUCUCUCAGCUCCGUGGGGCUUGUCCUUGAGCUCCCCCAAUCCCCCAACACCACUGUGGCCAGCGUGCUGAGGAGCUUCUGUGUGACUGGAAGCCGGGAAGGGCGUGGGGUUCCAGCCUAGGUGCCCAGAGCCUUCCCGCAGCCCCUUACGCCCGCCCUGGGGGCUGAGGUGUAGGCCUUCCCCAGCUGUGGUGGGUUGAAAAGGCUUCGAUUGCUUUAGAGAGCUGAAAACAGACGACAACCUGCACUUUUCCAGGAAAGAUGUACUAGAGAUGAGCACUUUAUUCAGACUAUAAAACAGGAAAUCUAUACUUUUUCUCAAGUGGGGGCUUGUGAACUCCCUCAAGGCAAGUCCCUUUACAGGUGAAGUUAAUUGGUGGAUUUUCAGAAUGGCCGCCCUGGAGCAGAGCUUCAGCCACGCCUGACGCCCUGGCCGCUGGAUCUCCACUGUCUGAGGUGUGUGGGGGCCGCGCCGCAGGGGUUUCACCUGCUUGGGGGGUCCACACUAGGGCUUGGGGGUUCACACAGCAUGGUCCCUGGGCCGAGCCCUUGUGUGGGCUAGAGCUGCAGUCCUCAGACACGGCUGCAGUUCCAGCGAGGCCAAGACCACCAGCCACGCAGCGGACUCGGUCCCUGGGCUGUUUCCUCUGCAGCCGGGGUGGAGGCCACUGGACCACCCAGCCUGCUGCGUGGCAUCCUUCCCUUCUCUGCAGCAGGGCCCGGCCCCAGUGGCCAGUGGGGCUCCUGCCCCAGCACUGCCUCCCUGCGGGCCCCCACCUGCACCCCACCCUCACCCAGCUCUGGGUUUGCGCUGGUGGCAGCUGUUGUGUGGAUACAGAAACUGUACCCAACUUGAUGCCACUGGGCUGGAACCUUCUGCCCCCUCAAAAUGAGGCAGUCAGGGACAGGGUGGGGUGCCCCACUCAGCCCAGCUUCUCAGGGCCACUCAUGGAAUCUGGGAGGGUCCCCAGAAGAGAGAGGUGCUGGUAGACUAGGGAAUGUGCUGGCAACUUGACCCAGAAGCUGUGGUGCCCUUGACCCUGGCUCCAUGGCAUCUGGGUACCAGCAGCAAGAGCCCGAGCCCCAGGCUGCACAUUGGCUCACAGCCAAGGAGAAAGCCGGCUGCUUCCCCCCCCCCCCCCCCGCCCCGUGUGCGUCCUUCCCCCGCUCUCAUCAUGCUCCCUGUCUGGGCUCUGAAAUGAGCCAACUGUAGCUGCUUUGGGGGUGACAUGCUCCUUCUCCAGCUCAGCUGGGCCCCGGGCAUCCCCUGCCCUGCCCUGAGACCCAAAGGGUGGUUGGCAUCUGCUGUGACACCACCAUUGACCCCAGCUUGGGGACCACGAGGAUGCUGAGCGGGGAGAACCUGGACCCCAACUCUAUGGUAAGCAAGGUCAGAGAAGGGGGAGCAUCAUUUGCAAGAACUUCAGGUCUCAUCCUUGGCUAGAGAUGAGGAUCCACAUUAAAUGCUUAUAACACACCAGGCCACAGAAAGCUCGCUACACACGGAUGCUUCUCCCCACCCGUGCUGACUCUCAGAGGCUGCUAAGGCAGAAUUUAUAGGAAAUUGUUUUCAAGCCACCAGAGACCUGUUUGUACAACUGGAACGGUUGUAUUUAUUUAAUGUACCUCAAGGUGUUUUAAUAAUGAUCCGUGUUUUAAUAAAAAGUAUUUCUGGUC